AUGAAAAGUCAGCUAGAAGAGUUUUACAGUUCGGAGAUUUCUUGUCCAGAUAACAAGACCGUCAACCAUCGUAGGUCCAGUUUGAAGAAAUCUUUUUUGAAACUGCCUCGAUGGAUUUACGGUAAAAUAAAACCGAAGAAAAACCAAACACCCGACGAAGAAUUCAAGAUCGACGGUGAAAAUGAUUUGGCCGCAACGACGGGAGAAGUGUCAAAAAAACAUACUCCCAGGAAGAACAGCUGCGGUGAUGGCGAUCUGGACACUGCCGUUGUGACCAAGCUUUAUAAGGCUAAUAUUCAUAUGGCGAAAGAAUUAGCGUUAAUGAAAGAAGGACAGUGCUUAUUCGAACAAAAAAUACAAGCCAUUCAUGAUUUUUACUCGGUGGAAAUAACAAACAAAGAUGCCAAUUAUAACCAGGUAGUGAAAGAGUUGAAAAGUUUAAAGGAAAAAGUUAUGAAAAUCACGAGAUCCGGUGUACAAUUUGUCGAACCUGAGGACGAUAGCAAAAUGUACUUGGUCAAUGAAUUGGAUCGUAUACAGGAAAAAAAUUGUAUUAUGGAACAAAAGUUGUCAGAAAUUAGCAGUUUUCUAUUGCAAUCCAUGAACAAUUAUAAAAGCGACUACAACAGAUUUGAGGAACAAUUAAAAACUUGUAUGCAAUUGAGUGUUAAAAAUUCGACAGACAAAGUUAAUUCUAUUGUAGACUUGAAUGAUAAGAUCGAGAAGCUACAGAAAACGGUGGACGAAUUAUUAGUUGAAAAAAAUGCGUUAGUCAAAGCAAACAGUAGUUUAUCAUUAAUGGCUGCAGCAGAGAUCAACAGCUUGAAGACGAAAAUAGCUAUGGUUCAGCGCAAAUUACGUCUAGAACGUAGAGAUUUAAAGAACGAGAGAACUGAUCAUUACAAUCGAAAAUAUGAUAAACUGAAAAUGCGACUCUGCAUGAUUGAAAAAGAAAUGAUACAUCGAUCGGAACAGUCCAUGCAGAACAUGGUAAUGAUGUCAACUGCGUGUUUGAGAAGAGGAAAUGAUCAACAAACGUCAAACAUUGUUUACGAUACAAAAGUUCAACCAGCAUCUUUUUCACCACGAGCACAAGAAACUGCAUCUCAUUCGAGAUCACCAUCAAUCACUCCAGGGCCUCCGCCUCCACCUCCAUUUACACCUCCGUCACCACCUCCACUUACACCUCCCCCACCACCUCCACCAAUAGCAAAAUUACCUCAAACGAAACAAUAUCAACAAUAUGUAAUAAAUGAUGAUUUAUUAAAAGACAUGUAUAAGCAGCUGAGAAAACCUGGUAGUGAAAUUAGGAAAAUACCAAAGCGUACAGAUAUGAAAAUUAAUUGUUCAGCCACAACAAUCUCUGAACAAACGAGUACUCCAUCGGAACCAGCAUUACCAGUGACUCAAGAUCCUCAAAUUGCAACAAAUUCUACCCGACUGGAGCCUGUAUUAUCGCAAUCAACAGAAGAAACUCUAUUAACUCCUCCAUCGCCACACGCACCUGAAGUACCACCAGCUUUUCCGUUAUCAGAAGAAAUUCCAAAACUUCAAACUACUCCGUCGUCAGAAUUAUGUGAAUUACCAUUAUCUUCUCUAUUUCCGUAA
Molecule: messenger RNA, 1608 nt
Organism: Sipha flava (yellow sugarcane aphid)
Lineage: Eukaryota; Metazoa; Arthropoda; Insecta; Hemiptera; Aphididae
Product: leiomodin-2-like
Exons: 9
Coding region: 1-1608 (535 amino acids)
Source: RefSeq, a predicted model, not a curated record